This is a messenger RNA of Monopterus albus (swamp eel), 2060 nucleotides long. It is a transcript of the gene gpr142, whose product is annotated as G protein-coupled receptor 142. Gene Ontology annotation, molecular function: G protein-coupled receptor activity. Gene Ontology annotation, cellular component: plasma membrane. NCBI's taxonomy places the organism in Eukaryota, Metazoa, Chordata, Actinopteri, Synbranchiformes, Synbranchidae. The record is from RefSeq and is a predicted model, not a curated record. Gene Ontology annotation, biological process: G protein-coupled receptor signaling pathway.
CCACUUCUUCUUCUUCUCCUUCUCCACAUCUCCACAGCGGGUGUUCGGCCGUGAUGUCGGGGACUCUGUAGGAGCCUCCCUAGGGAGACGACUUUGCAGAGGAGCGGCUGUAACCCAGGCAGAGAAUUGCUGUGGAAACUGAAUGUGAAGCUUAUUCUCUGGGAGAAGCACCAAGGUCAUGAUCGACUGGCCCAAUGUGACAAUGUCCGGCCACCAGGAGCUGGGCCGGAAACCCGAGGAGCUGCAGAAGUCCAAAUGUGUCCUGGGCUCCAUCCCCAUCAUCUACUACAGUGUCCUGCUCUGUGUUGGAGUACCAGUGAAUGUCCUCACAGCAGUAGCCUUGUCCAAACUGGCAUGCCGCACCAAGAAAGCUCUGUACUACUACCUUCUGGCAGUGACUGGCUCAGAUAUUCUGUCCCAGCUCUUCAUCAUCUUCGUCGGCUUCCUCCUGGAGACGGCAGUGUUUCACCGUGAGGUCCCUGCACCGCUGCUCCACUUUGUGAGCGCUGCAGAGUUUGCUGCCAACCAUGCCUCCAUCUGGUCCACCGUACCCCUGACUGUGGACCGCUAUGUGGCACUGUGCCACCCCCUCCUCCACCGCCAGAUCAGCUACCCGGCCAGAGCCAGGAAGAUCAUUGCGGUGGUCCUGACUUUAUCUCUGGCAUCAGGCGUGCCCUUCUUCUGGUGGUCAGACAUGUGGAGGAACAGCCACCAGCCCACAGAGCUGGACACCAUCCUCAUAUGGACACAUGUCACUAUCAUCUACUUCCUGCCCUGUAGUAUCUUCUUGGUGCUGAACUCCUUAAUAAUCCACACGAGGCAGCAGCAGCAGCCUUGCCAGGAAGAGCUUGGGCCAAAGUUGGCCUGCCAGCGGCGGCUUGGGAAAACCACAGGCAUGCUACUGGCCAUCACCUCCGUGUUCUCUGUGCUGUGGGCCCCCAGGACCGUCGUGGUCAUCUACCACCUGUAUGUGUCCUCAGUUCACCGAGACUGGCGCGUCCACCUGGCCUAUGACCUGUCCAACAUGCUGGCCAUGCUCAACACAGCUGUCAACUUCUUCCUCUACUGCUUCGUCAGUAAACCGUUCCGCAGCGCUGUGCGGGAUAUCGUGCUGCUCAGAGGGGGCCCACUGCAUCUUCGCUGCGUGCUCGCCCAGCAACAGACCCCCGCCAAUGCCUCCAUCUCUUCACUGUACAGUGGGACCAACAAGCGCUCACAGCGAGACUCCACCCCCUUGUCACCACACAGGGCCAAAAAGCCCUCGUGACCCUGGGUCCCCUCCUCUUAAUCCAACACACCCCUUAUCCCACGGUCCCUGAGCACUCGUGACCCCCAGGGACGCACACUGUGUUCCAGCCAUGGUCGCCACUCGGCCUGGGAGUUCUCUCAAAAGGCCUUAACUGAACUCAACCCACAAGAAGUAUGUUUUUCAUACUAUACUGUCUCACUGGGUGUUGUUUGUCCUUGUAAGUCCAAAACUGUGACAGUUUAUUUAUUUUUCCUCAAAAGAAUGACAAACUGAAACUAGGUUUUUGUGUUUCCUUGGUUUCUAUACAUGGCAGGAAUGUGACAUUUUUAUAUUGUUACAAGAAAAAUCUAUCAAUUUGUUUUCUCUGAUUAAAUCAGCAGUUAGAUCUAAGGUAAGUGUACAAAGGGAGAAAAGUAAUGAGCAAAAUAAUGAAUUCUGUUGGAAGCUGUUAAACCGUUCACCUACUCUCACUUUUCUGAGUCAGUUAGCCUCAGUCCGAAGGAGGACUGAGAGUUUUAAUGUGGACUGGGUGCUGUCUUCUGCAGUUGUCAAGAUGUUGAAAUCCCAAAAGAAAAUCCACCUUGCUGAGCACAGCCACUCGAGCAAAGAAUCACACUCAGGCUCCCAGUCACAAAACCACAGCUGCGGAGGCAAGUGUUUAUUUUUCAUGAAAUCCAACUCAGUGGAGCUUUAGAUGAAAGCUUGUUGUCCCUGCUCUUCAAACAGCCGGUCUGCUAGUUCACCAACACAGCCUCAGCUCUGGCUAAACAAACCUCAGAUUAGCCUGCACAAACACAUGCACAGAAACUCA